This is a messenger RNA of Myotis brandtii (Brandt's bat), 15151 nucleotides long. RefSeq names its product ABL proto-oncogene 2, non-receptor tyrosine kinase (gene ABL2). Gene Ontology annotation, biological process: cell surface receptor protein tyrosine kinase signaling pathway; regulation of apoptotic process; positive regulation of kinase activity. The transcript has 15 exons. The record is from RefSeq and is a predicted model, not a curated record. Gene Ontology annotation, molecular function: ATP binding; non-membrane spanning protein tyrosine kinase activity; transmembrane receptor protein tyrosine kinase activity. NCBI's taxonomy places the organism in Eukaryota, Metazoa, Chordata, Mammalia, Chiroptera, Vespertilionidae. Bases 34 to 3537 code for a protein of 1167 amino acids. Gene Ontology annotation, cellular component: basal plasma membrane; signaling receptor complex.
ACAGUUUAACUUUCGUGCUUUCUGGGCAGAGAAAUGGUCCUGGGGACAGUUCUGCUUCCACCUGAUAGUUAUGGAAGAGAUCAGGACACGUUGCUUUGCUGCCUGUGCAGUGAGGCCUCAGAAACUGCUCUACCUACCUUAUCAGAUCACUUUGCCAGCUGUGUGGAGGAUGGAUUUGAGGGAGACAAGACUGGAGGCAGUAGUCCAGAAGCCUUGCACCGCCCCUAUGGUUGUGAUGUUGAACCCCAAGCACUGAACGAGGCCAUCAGGUGGAGCUCCAAGGAAAACUUGCUGGGAGCCACUGAGAGUGAUCCUAAUCUCUUUGUUGCACUUUAUGAUUUUGUAGCAAGUGGUGAUAACACACUCAGCAUCACUAAAGGUGAAAAGCUACGAGUCCUUGGUUACAAUCAGAAUGGUGAGUGGAGUGAAGUUCGCUCUAAGAAUGGCCAAGGUUGGGUGCCAAGCAACUACAUCACCCCAGUAAACAGUCUGGAAAAACAUUCCUGGUACCACGGACCUGUGUCACGCAGUGCAGCUGAGUAUCUACUCAGCAGUUUAAUCAAUGGCAGUUUCCUGGUGCGAGAAAGUGAGAGCAGCCCCGGGCAGCUGUCCAUUUCGCUCAGGUACGAGGGGCGCGUGUAUCACUACAGGAUCAAUACCACCACAGAUGGCAAGGUAUAUGUGACCGCUGAGAGCCGCUUCAGCACCUUAGCAGAGCUUGUCCACCAUCACUCCACAGUGGCUGAUGGGCUGGUGACAACAUUGCACUACCCCGCACCCAAGUGUAACAAGCCUACAGUUUACGGUGUGUCCCCCAUCCAUGACAAAUGGGAAAUGGAACGAACAGAUAUUACCAUGAAGCACAAGCUUGGGGGUGGUCAGUAUGGAGAGGUUUACGUUGGCGUCUGGAAGAAAUACAGCCUGACGGUUGCUGUGAAAACAUUGAAGGAAGAUACCAUGGAGGUGGAGGAGUUCCUGAAAGAAGCUGCAGUGAUGAAGGAAAUCAAACAUCCUAAUCUGGUACAGCUAUUAGGUGUGUGUACUUUGGAGCCACCAUUUUACAUUGUGACUGAAUACAUGCCAUAUGGGAAUCUCCUUGAUUAUCUCCGAGAAUGCAACCGAGAAGAGGUGACUGCAGUUGUACUGCUUUACAUGGCCACUCAGAUCUCUUCGGCAAUGGAAUAUUUAGAGAAGAAGAAUUUCAUCCAUAGAGAUCUUGCAGCUCGGAACUGCCUAGUGGGAGAAAACCACGUGGUAAAAGUGGCUGACUUCGGCUUAAGUAGAUUGAUGACUGGAGACACCUACACUGCUCAUGCUGGAGCCAAGUUUCCUAUUAAAUGGACAGCACCAGAGAGCCUUGCCUACAAUACCUUCUCAAUUAAAUCUGAUGUCUGGGCUUUUGGGGUACUGUUGUGGGAAAUUGCUACCUAUGGAAUGUCACCAUAUCCAGGUAUUGACCUGUCUCAGGUCUAUGAUCUACUGGAAAAGGGAUAUCGAAUGGAACAGCCUGAAGGAUGCCCCCCUAAGGUUUAUGAACUUAUGAGAGCAUGCUGGAAGUGGAGCCCUGCUGACAGGCCCUCUUUUGCUGAAACACAUCAAGCUUUUGAAACCAUGUUCCAUGACUCCAGCAUUUCCGAAGAGGUAGCUGAGGAGCUUGGGAGGGCCGCUGCCGCCUCAUCUGUCGUCCCCUACCUGCCCCGAUUACCUAUUCUUCCUUCCAAGACCCGGACACUGAAGAAACAAGUGGAGAACAAGGAGAAUAUCGAAGGGUCCCUAGAUGCCACCGACAAUUCUGCUUCCAGUUCAGCACCAGGGUUCAUUAGAAGUGCACAGGUCCCCAGUGGGUCCCCAGCACUGCCUCGAAAACAAAGAGACAAGUCACCCAGCAGCCUCUUGGAAGAUGCUAAAGAGACGUGCUUCACCAGGGAUAGGAAGGGAGGCUUCUUCAGCUCCUUCAUGAAAAAGAGAAAUGCUCCCACACCCCCCAAACGCAGCAGCUCCUUCCGAGAAAUGGAGAAUCAGCCCCACAAGAAAUAUGAACUCACGGGUAACUUCUCAUCUGUUGCUUCUCUACAGCAUGCUGAUGGGUUCUCUUUCACUCCUGCCCAGCAAGAGGCGAAUCUGGUGCCCCCCAAGUGCUAUGGGGGGAGCUUUGCACAGAGGAACCUCUGUAAUGACGACGGUGGCGGGGGUGGGGGCAGUGGCACUGCAGGGGGUGGGUGGUCUGGCAUCACAGGCUUCUUUACACCACGUUUAAUCAAAAAGACACUGGGCUUACGAGCAGGUAAACCCACAGCCAGUGAUGACACUUCCAAGCCUUUUCCAAGGUCAAACUCUACAUCUUCCAUGUCCUCAGGGCUUCCAGAGCAGGAUAGGAUGGCAAUGACCCUUCCCAGGAACUGCCAGAGGUCCAAAAUCCAGCUGGAAAGGACAGUGUCCACCUCUUCUCAGCCAGAAGAGAGUGUGGACAGGGCCAAUGACACACCUCCCAAAAAGUCAGAGGAAGGUGCUGCUCCAACCAGGGAGAGACCAAAAGCCAAACUUUUGCCCAGAGGAACCACAGCUCUUCCCCUAAGAAGCCCCUCUGGGGAUCCAGCCAUUACAGAGAAGGACUGUCCAGGGGUGGGGGCAGCUGGAGUGGCAGCUGCCCCAAAGAGCAAGGAGAGGAAUGGUGGGGCACGACUUGGCAUGGCUGGAGUCCCAGAGGAUGGCGAGCAGACAGGCUGGGCUUCUCCAGCCAAGGUUGCGGCCAUGCUCCCCACCACACACAACCACAAAGUGCCCGUCCUCAUCUCCCCCACUCUGAAGCACACUCCAGCCGACGUGCAGCUCAUUGGCACAGACUCUCAGGGGAACAAAUUCAAGCUCUUAUCUGAGCAUCAGGUCACAUCCUCUGGAGACAAAGACCGACCCCGACGGGUAAAACCAAAGUGUGCCCCACCCCCACCACCAGUGAUGAGACUACUGCAGCAUCCGUCCGUGUGCUCAGACCCCUCGGAAGAGCUGGCAGCCCCGGCUGCCGGACAGCCCACGUCAGAAACACAGGAAGGAGGGAAAAAGGCAGCUCCAGGGGCAGUGCCCACCAGUGGGAAAGCUGGGAGGCCUGUGGUGCCUCCACCUCAAGUGCCUCUGCCCACAUCUUCCAUCUCGCCAGCCAAAAUGGCCAACGGCACAGCAGGUACUAAAGUGGCUCUGAGGAAAACCAAACAGGCAGCUGAGAAAAUCUCCGCAGACAAAAUCAGCAAAGAGGCCCUGCUGGAAUGUGCUGAUCUGUUGUCCAGUGCCAUCUCAGAACCAGUGCCCAACAGCCAGCUGGUGGACACUGGGCACCAGCUGCUUGACUACUGCUCAGGCUACGUGGACUGCAUCCCUCAAACUCGCAACAAGUUUGCCUUCAGAGAGGCCGUGAGCAAACUGGAACUCAGCCUGCAGGAGCUGCAGGUGUCUUCAGCCACUGCGGGCGUGCCUGGGGCAAAUCCUGUCCUUAAUAACUUACUAUCGUGUGUACAGGAAAUCAGCGAUGUGGUGCAGAGGUAGCCACUGUUAGCCUACUGGAAGAGGCACACGUUUCUGAGGGGACGGGAAGGGACUUGUUUUCCUGUGUUCUUGUUUUCAAAAAAUGAAAGACUGAUACUUGAGUGUGUUUAUGUGAAGUACCUCAGCUCUCUGAGAUCUCACGUUUACAGGUUCAUCUCAAAAAUAACAAAAAGCAAAACUCAUAGGAGAGGGAAAUUGGAGGGAUUGGGCGGUGGUGGGCAGGAUGGGAAGCUGCACUGGAAUAUCAGGGAAUGUGUAUACGUGGUGCGGUGAAGAACCAAAUCCAGCCAUUCUGACCUGGAAUGAUGCGAGGUGGUUAGACAGGGCUGCCCUUGGCAGUGCCGGGAGACUGCCCAGACGGGCCUGGCUGCGGCACCCGUCUGUCCCGCACAGAGGGAACGGGCUUAGGGCUCCGGGAGGUACUAAUGAUUAUGUUCACCUCACCCAGGGAAGUCAGUGGAACAGAAGAAAGGAAAGCUGGGAAGGUGCUAAGUGAAGUUUCAUCCAAGGCUGUUGGAAGCAGCUAUUAGCCUUGCUUCCCCAAGGUCACUUGCUGCAGUAAGAACCGCAAAUCAAAUUGCUGGAAUGACAAAACCGGGAAAGGUGACCCUGUCUGUUGCUCCUCUCCUGUUUUCCAUUGGUGUGUUAAUUGGAGCUGCAAGUAAAGAAAUCUAGGAAGUACAGUCAGGGAGCUUGAAAGCUCCUAAAAUCUCACAUUGAUCAGCACAAGUCACUUCUCCCAGUCUAGUGUGUUAUUUCCUAACAGACCAGGAUUAUAGGGGUCUCUAGUGGUUCUUCUCUGCCCCCUGCUGGGCAGGCUGUCUUCCUUAUUCCUGGCUCUUUCAGGCAUUAACCAACAUUGAUUUUGAAAUUAGUGGUCAUGGACAGGUUCUCACAGGGAAUCCUUUUCUGAUACAGUGCCCCUGCAUACUGACAUGCUAGUCAAGGACUUGGGGAGCUGUGUAUUUUGUUAUCAACUAAAUCUCCAAGAAAGGGGCUCUUCUUGGAACCCAACAGCCAGGCCCAGAGACCUAUGACUGAGGAGAGGCUGGUUUGGUCCUAGUGGCUGUUUCUCUGUACCUCUCCCUUCAUCACCUUAGACCCAAUCUGGGUAGAAAGUAGAGAGAAGCACACACACACACUCUCUCUGGAUUUCAAAUGAAUCACCCUAAAUUUUUCUCACAUGCCUUUCUCCUUUCACAGUCCCCCCUCCCUCCAUCGUUGUGCUUGUUUGUAAAGAUCACAUUGGGAAUAUUCUUUGAUAUUUAUUUUAAUAUCAUAUUUUAAGAGUGUAUAAUUGAAGGAGCAUGUCAUUUCUAGGGAAAACCAAUUAGAUCCUGGAAAUCUAAUGACUUAACCCUCAAAUAUAUUUUGCCUUUGAAAAAUAGGCCUUUUCCUUCCCUACUCAUUAAUUAGCUUUCAUUAUUAUGGAAGCUAAUUAGGAUCGCAGGGAGCUGAAUCUAAUCGGUAGAUGUUAUUAAUAUUCUCAUUAUCAGGUCUAAUCCCAGUUACCACUUCAUUCUGUUUUUAAAGCUUUGUGACUCCCUCCCCAAGGAGAACCCAAUACAAAAAAAUAAAUACAUUAUUUUUUUCCUUCCAAAGGAAUAUUAACUUAGGAAGAUAGGAAUUCAGCAUUGGUGAGCAGUGAAUUUUCUUCCUGCCUCUGUCAUCGAUCCACUGUCAAGCCACAGCCCCGUCUCUAAAUCUGUUAAAUGAAGGUAAUGAUUCGUGUUCUCAUGGGUGUUUCACAAAUAAGGGCGUAGUGCUCCCUCUGAGAGCCUCCCUACAAAGCUAUUCAGUGCAGUGGUGUUGCCUUGAAUGGUUUUCAGUCUCUUCUGUGCUCAGUAGCAAGUCAUGAAAUUUAGAGCUGUUGAGAUUACAUUAAUUGGGCUAGAAUACUAAUAGGGAAAAACUAUGUUUUAGACAGAGUUUGACAUCUUUGACCAAGGAGGACAUUUAGUUUUCAUCAGAAAGAAAGGAAACCUUGAUUCUUAUCAUGGCUGCUCGAAAGGAGGCCCAGGCCCAGGGAAGGGUUUGAAGGGAGGGGGCAGUCCUGGGCAUUCCUUGCUGGGUGGUGGUCUCUGUCUGACACCGGAAGAUGCAGCAUAGGCAGCUAGUGAUGUGCUUAGUCUCCUUGCAGCGGUUGGAAGAGAAGCUCGAGUUCCUUUCAAUGUGGAUUUAAAGACCAACAGUCCCGCUCCUAUCUCCUUCCUCGCCACUUCCCUUCAUUAUACACUUCCGUAAACUUGAAAUCGUUUUAGCAAUUAGCCUUUUAAGGGUGGGGCAGGGAAAGCUAAAACUUUAGACUAUUUUAUGCUGCUUUUUAAGUUUAUCCUGUCAUUAUGGGAUGCCAGUUGAGGGAUUAUAAUUGUUUUUCAGGGGAUUUUUUUUUUCCUAAGCAAGGGAUCUUUCAUGGAGAGCUCUGAGAAUAAGCCUUGGAGGAACACUACUGAGUGUAUUUAAGCUCCAGAUUUCUCACCGAAAUAGUCUUGAGGGUGGGGGCUGUGUCUUACUCAGGGGUGGCACCUGGCUCUAUCUUGCCUACAGUAGGUGCUCAGUAAGUUAAUGAUUGAGUUUUUUCAACACUGUCAAUAGUAACAUUGACUUUUGCAGCACCCCCAUCCACAUGAUGCUUGAACUGUGGAACUUCAGGAGUUGAGAGCUCAGGGUUAAGGGUUAAAGAGGCACUGUCAACUUACAAAAGUCUAAUAGAGGUUUUUCCUUUUUCUACUUGAAAAGGACCAGAUUUAAAAAAUAACCUUAUGUAAAUUUAAAAGUUUGAAUUCAAAGCAGAGAAAACUGCUUUUUAGAAAUUAAAAAUGUAGUUGAAUUCUAAUCGGUUUAAAAGCAAAGCAGAGAGCAGGAGCAAAAAGACAAAAUGUUGAAAACUUUCUAAAGUUAUACACACACACACACACACACACACACACACACACACACACACCCCUUUGGGCUAUGACAGUUUGAAUCCUUUCAUAUACAGAUAAUACAAUUUCAGCUUAGAUUUCCUACCUUAAAAUGCAAUAUUUUGUGUAGAAUACAUCUUUAUUGUGCUUUACAUGAAGUAUUUUCUUAAAAGGCUUUGUGUAAAAUUAAAAUGUGUGUAUUUUCUAUUGACUGCCCUCGUAAUUUUCAGAGAUAUAGCCUUAAAACAAUUGGCCCUAAGAAGUUCUUUCAGUGUUUUUCCAGAUGACCUCUGCACAUUGAGGUCUUUAUGUGGAGCCACUUGCCCAGCUGCAUUUUGGGUUUUAAAUUAGAAUUUUCUUAUAAUUCAAUUGAAAGUUGGCUAAUAAAAUAGUGCCCGGUUAAUAAAAUAUGCUCUGCUAAGGCAUAGCCCAUAUUUAUUUAAGUAACGUCAUGGAGCUUUUGAGUUGGGGAUAGAGUAUAGUCGGUGAUUAAGAGUUCAGACUCUAAAGCCAGUCCAGGGGCAAGUCAUUUAAUCGUCCUGAGCCGUAGUUUCCUCAUUGGAAAACAGGGAUGAUAAUAGUAACUACCUCAGGUUGCCAUAAGGAUUAAAUGAUAAUAUAUGUAAGAUACUUAGCUCAGUGCCCGGCACAUGCUGAGCACUCCAUAAAUGUCAAUGACCACUAUUAUUACUAACAAACUUAGUCCAGUGACUCUUAGCCAGGAUUGUGCAACAAAAUCCUCUGCGUUUAAAAACAAAAUAAAAUCUGAUGCAUUGAUCAGAAUUCCCAGUGGGGUGAGGGCUCAGCCGGUGUGUUUUACAAGAACCCGGCCAGGUGUUUCCGACACUUGUCAGCAUCCCACUUUUUUCCUUAUAGCUUAAGACUGGAAGAGAAGACAGUUACUCGCUGUGGAUCUCAGCAGUUAAUUAGUGGCAGAGCCAAGGCUACAGUUCACUCUCUUGAUUUUCUGGUUGUGGGGUCCCUCCCCAUUCCUGCUGCCUUGUGAGACACUGCAGAGAAAGUGGCUCAGAUAGACAAUCAGUCUGCACAGCGCUGCACACCCUAAAGCACACGCUCCUGGCACCCUCUGACCUUAAGGGGCUUGAAUGCCGAGUGAUGGCAAUACUAGCUAAACAGGCAAUCUGUAGAUGUCAGUAACUUAAACACUGUGUGGAGUCAUUCUUUGGGACAGAGCUCAGCGGCACCGCGAUCUGCACUUUGUAAUAAAGAAAUACCAACUUAAGUUCUAAAACCUUGUCCUACAUUCCUCUUUCCUCAGAAAAUAGCAACAUAAAAUUUUAUUCUGUGCCAUUUUAAUGAUGGAAAUAAUGUAUAUGAAAGCACUUUGAGGAAAAAGUAUCAAAUGUAAUAUAACUAUAAGGUCAUAUUAUCAAUGUCUAUUUAAAAGUUAAAGCAGUUGGUUACAUGCUGAUCGACUUACAGGCUUUUACCUGUGUGGGACCUGAAAAUGCAGAUACGUAAGCAGUCACCUCUGUAACUUACGGCAUUUAUAAAUAUGAAACUGCUAAAUGACUAUGUGCAGGUAUAGUAAGUGUUUUACUGAAAUUGUAGCUUAAUGUUGAAUAACUUCAGAAAACUAGGGACCAACUUUCUGGUUUAAGUAUAAUCAUUAAAAAGUAACAAUGGGCACUCACUCCACAACAGAGAAGCUCUUCCAGGCACCUGACUCAAGAAGAAGGGGGCCCUGUUGGUUGUGAGCCUUUGUCCACUACACAUCCAGUCAUCUAGCAUCUAAAUGUGGCAGCAGCAGACACAUUGCCUGUUGAUGUUGACAGUGUCUUUUUUAACCUGUGUCCUGCGUGGGGUUUUUGUUGUUGUUGUUUUCCUGCGGGACAAGGGGUUUGGGGGUGAGAGGAGAUUGGAUGGCUAUAGAACCAGAGCGUUUUAGGAUUUCCUAUCAGUUAUAAAUGAGCUUGACAUUCAUCAUCCAUGUUUAUUUUUUUCUAAGAAGAGUAGCUGAAUAUAACUCACCUGUUAGAUGAUAAAAUACCCAAGAGUAAACUGCAUUGGUGGCCACUUUGAGUGACAGCUGCACUGUAUUCUGACAUCUCCUAUUCCCUUCCAUGUUUGCUACUGAUGUCAUCACUGCUCUCAGGCUCUGCUCCCACAUUGGGCUGACAGGGUUGUCUGCAGUUUUGUUCUUGAUGACUUCUGGGUUUCAGCAUCUUGCUUGCAUUAGUUUGGGAUCCAUCUCUCUGUCCUUAGCCUUUAUGACCAGUCCUCUUUAUGUAGGUGGGUCUCUAGACAGAAGUUUCUAAUGUAUUUGUUAAAGACUCCAGCUGUCUAUAUCUCUGUCUUAGCUUCUGUCAAGCCAGUAGCUCGGUUCUUUUGUAAAUUCCUGAUUCAUUUUGAGAUCUGUGGGAGCAAGAGAGAGAGAGAGAGAGAAAGGCAGCCCCAAGGGCACCUGACAAUCCAGGGAAGUAGCUGGUCGCCACAGCCUCGUCACAGAGGAAGGCCUUGGGCUGGUUCUAAAACGUGUCCUACUGUUAACAGGAUAUUUAUAUCCUUGGGGUAGAGUUUCAGUUUUCCAACUCCCAGACUUUAAAAAAAAUCUAAUGUAAGGCUUGCUUUUUCGGGCAGGUCAAUAGUGCCUGGUGUAACAGUUACCAUUACCUGCUCUGUUACCAUGGGCCUCCACUGCCCACCCCGUUCUCCUGUGUCACUGGGGAAGCAUGGGUGAUUUCAGGGCUUCUCAGUAACUGUUUUCGCUCCAGCCUGCCUUUCGUGGAGUUUACUGCAAUGUCCAAAAAGAUGAGCUUCUGUUCUGGUCCUGCUGCCUUUCAUGCCACCCACCUGAGGUAUAAGUUAUAUCUUGAGAUAACGUGUAUGCAAGAUGACUCCGUGUCCUAGAUCCAAAGGACAGGAAAUUGGGGAAGGCUUCACCUGUGAUUAUCAGGGUAGGACAAUCCCAUGCUGCUCCCCUGGGGAGGAGGCCUGGCAGCUCAUCUUGCUUUUAGCUGACUUGGGAGGCGUGGGGAUGACUCCAAGAGGAUUGUGCCUUCAAGGAUGGGUUUCAUGUGUUCUGCAGAGGAAAAGACUUGUCAUCCCGGUUGAAGUUGCAAGUUGCUGAACUGGUAGAAAUGAACAUGCUGGUUGCAGUGGCUCAGAGCCCUGGUCAGGGAGAGUCCCCAUUUGGAAGUUCUCCCCACACGGCCACUGCUCUUCUCUCCGUCCUGCUGGUGAGUGGGGGAAGGAUGCUCUAACUGCACCCUUCCCUCCCUCCAGGUCACUAACUCCUUUGCCCCUAUGUACCAUUAUACAUUUGAAAUUGUUUACCUCUCCUAGAAAAAGUAUAUCCUUUAAUCUCCUCAUUGCUGAGCAAUCUGAACACAGUAGCAAGGCCUUGUUAACUCAACCCGCAGUCACAGGUGGUGUGUGAGCAGAUCUUCAAACCUGCAGACCCUCUAAAUUGGGUGGGGAACCUUUUUUCUGCCACAGGCCAUUUGGCUAUUUAUAACAUCAUUUGAGCGCCAUACAAAAUGAUCAACUUAAAAAGUAUGUUGCUAUGGAAAAGCUUCUAGAUUUACUGAAUUUUUAGUCCCGCCUGUGGUUGCCUUGGCAGGGCCAGACCAAAUGGUACGGCCGGCUGUUCCCCACCCCUGCUCUGAGGAAAGGAUAGCUCCUGUAAGUUGAAAGGCUAGACCAAUACUGUCCGCAGACCACACCUUAUCCCACCCUGUGUCUGUUCUUUGUUCAUCGUACUGAAAGCAGCAAGUUUCUGGGUCCUACCUGUCACUCAUACUUCUGAGCUGUACACACAGGGCAUGAGGUCUUCGAGCAUUCUAGUUAGUUUUUUUGGAUAUGGUGGAAAUGAACUGUCAAAUGCUAGCAGACUUAAAGGAAAUAUAAUGUCUGGUUGGAGCUUGUUUAGAUUUGCUUCUGAGUCUUAAGAUGGUUUUAAAUCAUGUGUUUAAGCACCGUAAACUUUAGUUGGAGAAUGGGACUUCUGGUUAAUAAAAUAACCAUAUGUAAGGAUAGUUAAUUUCAGCAAUUAUAACAAUAACACAGGUAUGCCAGAUGUAUUCUAGAUUCAGAAGAUAUUGCAGGAGCGGCGUUGCUUUAGGUGAUCGGUGUUGCAUCCCAGCCACUAUUCUGUAUGGUUCAGAGUGGCAGCACUGCCCAGAGGCAGAGAUGCUUCUGGUAGAUGAGGCCUGGAUUUUCUCCAUUGACAAGCUAUUUUACACUAUGGCCACUGUUUUUGGAACUCUUUUAUGAGAGAAAUUUUCAGAGAUUUGGAGAAGUCACCUUGAUUAGGCUGAUUGUCCUUGAGAGAAAUUAGUAUUCAGAAGCUGGAAAGGACAAUGAGGUACUCAUAGCUAUUUAGGGCGUAUGCUUGAAAACCCUCACAUCUCAGGUCUGUGUAGAGGGAACAUGCCAUGUCCACGUUAUGUGCGUACCCUGUUGUCGUGCUCACUAAGAAAGGAGGGGUAAGAAAGGGAGUUAAUCCAACCCUGGUUGGUGUGUUUGCCGAGAACAGGCUGCCUGAGCUGUUGGUCUGUGCUCAGAGCCUGUCUCCUGGGUGUACCCCAUACUCUUCCUUCUCUGCAGUUUGAUUCUGUGACUGUCAGUGGAGGAACCCAGUUUUAUGUUCACUUGGCACAAGUAAAUUUGAAUAUUUUGUGGUGGUUGACAGAAUUUUGUCCUAAAACAUAGGCUUCAGAUUCUUUAAAACUUGUUCAACGUUUAUACCAAAGGUCACGCUCUGCAGGUGCAUGUGUGUUGGGUGCACAUGAGGGUGAGGUCUGGAGGGCCUGGCACUGUGCGCGUUGCUAAGGGAACACAGUGAGACAACACGGGAUGUAAUGAAAACACAUCAGUCAUGGGUCACACUGCCGGUGUCGUCAGGUGUUUGCUCUUGUUAUUGUAAUAUAUUUUCAGGUGUUUUGUUUUCUAAUUUAAUUCUCUCGCCCUGUUGUCUGACUGUGAACUGCUAACAGUGUUAAACUUGAUGUAAAUAAAUGAGGCCCUUGAAAGGGGAAUGCUGUCUGCCUGUUGUCUCACAAGGCUUGCCAACUUGUGUUUCAUUUUAAUAAAGGUUGCAAUAUUUUAUUGGCAAAGGAGGCUUUUGAUUGGAGUGUUUCUCCCAUCGUUUUAACUGACAGGGAAUCUGAGCAUCAUUUGUCUCUCUGUGUGGAAUAGAUGUCUGUAAGGUAAAGAAGCUGGGUUUAGCAAUCAUCCCUCUGGUACAUGCUGUAGAGUGUCCUCUGUGGGGGUGAAUACUUCUCCUUUGAUGGAUUCCAAAGGCAUCGUCUGGAGCCCAGCUGGUACAUCAGAGGAAAUCUGGAAAUUGUUUUAGAAACAAGUCAUUGAAGCACAAGAGCUGGAGUCGGACUGCCUGGGUUGAACUCCCCUCUCCUGGCUAGAGCUCUGUGACUUUCCAAAGACAUUUCACCUCUCGGAGUCCAGUUUUCUUUUAUUAAACAGCGAGGGAGUUGGUCCCUAAGUCAUAGUGUUCAAGAUGAUAUGAUUGUAAAGUGCUUAGCACAGGGCACAGUACACGGUAAGUUCUCAAAUGUUGGUCACCCAGCCAGGGCUCCAAGAACUAGAAUGGAGAAGGGCAGCCUUGGCUUACAGUGUCGUGUCAAAACUGACAGCAGUUUUACUAAGUUUUUAUUGUUCUGUUACCCGAGCACUUGAUCAGUAUUAACCAGUUUAAUCCUCACAGCAACCCUAGUUGUAAGUUGUGCUCACUUUGACAAAAGUGGAAACCAAGAUUAUGCUGGGGUUAACAGCUUCCUAUCAUCGCACAGUGGAAUGUGGCUGAGCCAAGGCACUCGGGCCCACAGAAGUGUUCAAAACCACGGAGUUCCGCUGUUUGCCUUGGUUCCCGGGCUGUAAGAGGUUUCGACCUAUCCUUAGGACAUGAGACAUGGCUGGCCAGUGCAGGAAGGAUGUCAGCUGUGACUCAAACCUGACGCUAUCGAAUGUACCUGUUACAAUGUGUAUUGCAGUUUAGAGCUGGGUAUGUAAGAGGGUCAGGUGGCCUGCACAUUCCUCCCCAGGUGCUCUAGCCUGAGACAGUGAAGACACCGGCCCAUCUAACCGGUGCAGUUAAGUCAGGUUUACUUUUGUCCCACGAGUGGUUUGAAACUGACUUCCUUCAACCAUUUAUUUGACUGUUUAUUGGGGAUCUGCUGUGGCUCGGGCUGGGUGCUCCCUAACCAGGAGGCAGCUAUUUGAGUGAGUGAGGACUAUGAAGUGUCCCGUGGGGAGAGAGAGAAGUCUGUCACUUCACCUGGGCUCAUGGGGAGAAGGCUGGGGAGGGCUUUAAAUGAGAGGUGAUGACAGAUCCAGCGACCUGUAUGUAAUUCCAAGUGUGCAGGGGAGAAACGUGAGCACUCCUCAGUGUACAUGUGGUCAUUCAGUCCUUAAAAAUGACUUUUCUCUUCAAAGCUGGGAGCAUGGAGUGACAUUUUCUUAUAGAAGAGCAAUAUGAAGGAAGCUUUUUCAGUACGAAGUUGAAGUAAACCGGCAGACCAGACACCUGGUGUCAGCUCGCCCGAGGCUCUCCCCUGCUGUGCUCACAGAUAUAAGCUGCUCAGCUUCCCCCUGAGAUUAACGACCUGAAAGGCGGCCCCACCCACCACAGGCUUCAGGUGGACGGCUUGACACUGAGGCCACUGCACUGGAAGAAUGGGAGCUGAGGUCUGGGGCCUCCUCCGGCAAAGGUCUGUACAAAAGAGACAUUGUCCGGCCUUGUCACCCUGCCUUGCUCCCUUUUGCCAAACACUUACUGAGACUGCUGGGUGCGGGAGCCCAGAGGGGUGCUGAGGUUCUCUCCGUUGACUUCCAUGUGUAUGUGACUCCAGGACAGUGUGGCAAGUGCUAAUGUAGGAGAAAACUUCAGAGGGAGGGGAAGUUUAGGAGGCACAACUCAGGGGGGCCUGUGACUGAAGCCUGGGAGAGUGAGAAAGGUCAUUAAAGAAAACAUCUGUUUGCCUUGAGCUGCCUUGCCCUAACGGAAGUGGAAUAUAGAAGGAUGGCGACAUGUGCCUAUGACAUCAUUAAGCAACUAGAAUUUCAGGUCUGAAGCACAGGAAAGAGGACUGGGUUAGAGAUAUGGAGAAAAAGGGUGAGAAGAAAUCUUAGUGGCACCAACAGGGACGCUGGGAAGGAGGCAGGACACCUGGAGUUGGCAGUGCUGCCUCCCUCUCUCCCCUCCCCUCGGGCUCCUGCAGCUCCUAAACCAACCAGGCUCUCCCUAGGAAGCUCCCAGGUACAUUAACUCAAGUGUCUGUUCGUUUGAGUGCGGCCUGUGUGCCAGGCUCUGGGCACAGAGAAGCAGCUGACUGGUUCCAUCCAUGCCUAGCAGGUAAGCUGACCAUCUAGCCGUGACCCAGUGCCUCCUUGCCCAGCUGGAGGGCCUGUCAGCAACAAGAGGAGUCCCUGUCCCGUUGCGUAAGUUCAGCUGCAUGUAGGGAAGCUUCUGCCCCAAGGCCUGCCAGGGAGGUCAUCACUGCACACGCAAGUGGCUGCACUUGCAUCAGCUGAGAUAAGACCUGCCCACAGAUUGCCCCAUCAAGGGCCAGGGGGGCAUGUGUAGGACUUGCGUAUGUGGCCCCAGGAGCACAGAUUCCAGUGCCUUCCCUGUUUCUGCCCAGAGCCAUCUACCUGACACGAAGUUUCUGGAGAGCAGGAGCUUAGCCUGUUUAUGUGACCACUGUGCAUAGCACAUAGCAGGCGCUCAGUGGAUAGUUUUGUCUCCACUUCCCUCCGAAUUUCUCCUCUUGUUUUGUCCUGCAGCCAUCAUCUCACCACGACAUAACCUGGGCCCCUUCUCUGUUCACUCUCCUAGUCCUUAGGAGCUGCUGCGCUGGCACAUGUAAUCUCACCAGCCCUCAGAGCCCAAAGGCCUUUCCGGAACGCUAAUCUCUGAAUCUUCAUUUCCUUAUUUGUAAAGAGAUUAGACAAUUUAAGAUACCCUCCUUAGGUUCUACACAGUCAACAUACGUGCAUUUUUUUCUUCCUGGGGUACAAGUCCUUUCUCUUCUUUUCCUGACAACAGUGCAGAGAGAACAGCCAUGAAUGUCCCAGUGAGAAGUGGACAGUCCCUUUGCUCUCGGGAGUUCCAAGGUCCUGCCUGUGGCCACCUGGAGCCUUCCAUGCUUGUAGAAUAGGUGGAGGCAGGCAGUGUGAGUGUUCUGGCCCAGAAGACUCGGCUCUGAGGGCUGAGGCAGUCUAGGCCCCCACACCCUACAUGUCCUGUUUCAAGCACCUCCUCCUGCCAUCACACUCCACACAGGUGGUGAAAAACCACCACCAGCUUACCUCCAACAGCAGCUCUAGGAAAUGUUUCAGGAUGAAACUGCUGUGAGUUGCUCACACUAGAAGUUCGAAUCAGCUAUGUUUUUCUUUCAGAUAGAGGAGUCCUUACACAUUCUAGAAAUCAAGCCCAGAAACUUGUUAAAGAGAAAAACCAGAGUCACUGUGCUAAAAGCCCCAUGGCACCAAGCCCGGACUUCUCUGGUCAGUACCAAUGAGGUAACCUGUCGCAGGCCCUCUUCCAUCACCAACGGAAGCUGGCCCUGCCAGAAACAGUCCUUUGUUUUGCCAGCUUUCAUGUCCUGCCCAGUUUUGCUUAUAAAAAGCAUUCCGUUGUCCAGAUUCUCAGAGCAUCUCUGUUUACUAGAUGGGAUGCUGCCUGAUUCAGGAACCGCUUAAUAAAGCCUAUUAGCUCUUCAAAUUUA